This is a messenger RNA of Pestalotiopsis fici W106-1, 1527 nucleotides long. RefSeq lists its product as uncharacterized. The record is from RefSeq and is a predicted model, not a curated record. Bases 1 to 1527 code for a protein of 508 amino acids. Lineage: Eukaryota; Fungi; Ascomycota; Sordariomycetes; Amphisphaeriales; Sporocadaceae. The transcript has 2 exons.
AUGUCUACACCAACGGCGCCUCUGGCGCCACUCACUACAAUCUUCACGCCUCCGUGUUCUAUCUCGUGGCUGCUCACAACCACGAAAGUGCCAUCUCAGUUCCCACCAUUCCCAACAAACGGGCCGUCAUCGUGCGAUCCCCCGUCGUGGGUCGCCAAUCUCAAGGACAAAGGAUUCCAAUACUAUUCCCCCGCCAUAUGUCCAAGUGGGUUUGAAGUAGGGCCAAGUUGUGAAAUCACAAAGACAAGGACAGCCGAAGGGUUUCCUCCAGUGGUCAACGGAGAGACUGCAGUAUACUGCGUGCCAAGCGGCCAUACCUGCACUACCGACACGACUGAUUUCCGCGGCGGCGUUUGGGGCUUCACGCGAGAAGCAGCAACACCAGCUUCCGGCAGUGUCAUCGUCACGGCGGGUCCAGCGUUGCAAAUUCGAUUUCGAGAAGAAGAUUUGAGCAUAUUAGAAACCCAUCCAUUGACUCCUGGCCUUGUACUAGCUGGGGCGACAACAGAUUCCACUGCUGUCACGGCAGCUCAAACAACUUCAACGUCAACAUCAGCAUCAACAUCAACAUCGAUAGCCAGUUUUUCGACGAUAACAAUACGACCAUCGGCCGUGUCUCGUGAGGAGACUUCUUCUUUGGACACGACUGAAGAUGGCACGAGUUCGAACUCCGUCUUCAGUUCGGCUGGAUCCUCGGGAGCAGGGUCCGUGUCAUUCGUGACGACUACUGAGGCUACUACCACCACCGCCCAGGCUUCGGGCAGUGAAUCUAGUGGAUCGCUGAACCCGGGAAGCGUGGCAGCGAUCACUUUGUCAAGUAUCUUGAUUGUGAUUGUGCUUGUCAUCUCAUCAGUUAUCUUUAUGCGUAGGAGCCGACGUAAAAGACAUGAUAAUGCAGCUCUGCUUCAACCCUAUCGAUACAAGCCAUGGUCAUCUGGAGCAGGUGGCCUCUCAAACAACCCGCGGGCCAGCACAUCAAGUCUAGACUCCAUUGUCCUGCCGCUACAGUCAGCAGCUGAGCUUCCCGGAACAGCACCAGUCAUCCCCGAACUGGCACUGAGUACUCGUCUUGGUGCAAAAGAGAACCCUGCCGAAUUGGGUGCUGAAGAGCUAGCCGCAGAACUGAGCGGCAAUGCGAGGGCCCCUUCGACAACUUGGAGCUGGAUGUCUCGGGCUUCCAAAAGAGGCAGUGCACGAUCCCAAAAAACCAGGUCAUCUAUUGCCCCGUCUUCUUUUACCAGAUGGACACGAUCCGCCGCCUCGAUGCAGACGGCGUCAUCUGGUCGAUACUCGGGUGAUUGGGAGAGCUUUGCCAGGGGCAAAUGGCCAAAUGGGCUGACUGUCCCCGCCGUGCCCAUGGAUCGACCACUCCCGGAUGUUCCCAAGACCCCGCGAUCGGCUAAACUUCACAUUGCCUCCUAUCUCAAGCCUGAUGCCGGCCGAGAUAGGUGGAGUCGGGAGAGCGCGGGAACAUUUGGUGCACCGGGGAAGAGCCCCGUAAGCACAAUAUUUACUAAUAAGCCUUGA